AUGCACGCAUCAAGCUUGGUCAAGGCUGCGGAGACCCAAAUGCGUGCAGACCAGGAAUGUGAUAUGCAGUACUUUCAUAAUCAUAGAACUACUAAAUUUACGCUGAUUGAGUUCUAUGAAGUUUUUUAA
Messenger RNA from Paracoccidioides brasiliensis Pb18, 129 nucleotides. RefSeq lists its product as uncharacterized. The coding region runs from base 1 to 129 and encodes 42 amino acids. The transcript has 2 exons. The record is from RefSeq and is a predicted model, not a curated record.